Hemiscyllium ocellatum (epaulette shark) is the source of this 1529-nucleotide messenger RNA. RefSeq names its product zinc finger DHHC-type palmitoyltransferase 23b (gene zdhhc23b). Gene Ontology annotation, molecular function: protein-cysteine S-palmitoyltransferase activity. Lineage: Eukaryota; Metazoa; Chordata; Chondrichthyes; Orectolobiformes; Hemiscylliidae. The record is from RefSeq and is a predicted model, not a curated record. Gene Ontology annotation, cellular component: endoplasmic reticulum; Golgi apparatus. Gene Ontology annotation, biological process: peptidyl-L-cysteine S-palmitoylation; protein targeting to membrane. Bases 173 to 1441 code for a protein of 422 amino acids. The transcript has 5 exons.
CUCGGGGACGCGCACGGGGAGGGAGGAGCCCCGAGUCCCGGCAGUGAAGACAUUGUUACUGCGUGCAGCGCUGCUGAAGACGGUAAAGAGAGAGAGAGAGAGAGAGAGACGCGGAAGUGAGUGGGACCUGUUGACUGAUGCUGCCAAGCUUGGGUGUGUGAGAGAAGGCAGGAUGAAGAAGAAACAUUCAAAGAUGUCUGACGAAGAUGCCUCUCUUUGCUGCUGUGAGUACAUUAAUCACCAUGGAGAAAAAACUCAUAUACUGGCCAGUUGCUGUGACUGUGCGGAUCUGGAUGAGGCCUGUGACAGGUUUUUGAAAGGAAAAUCUAUUAGCCCACAGACCAUGGAACGAGUAACAGACACAAUUUCUGACCGUUUGCGGAUUCCAUGGCUGUUAGGUACUGGUGCCAAGAAGAUCGAUAUAACAAUACUUCCACCUCUUGUUUUCCUUCCAAUCUUCCUUCAUAUUGCAGCUCUUCACGUUGUCUUAGCGUUCAUCAUUUUGACGUCCUUACCAAUACUAGUGCUUUGGUACUAUUACAUCACUCACCAGAACAAAGGACGUACUUUAUUUUUUCUUAGUCUUGGCCUCUUUUCUCUGGGCUACAUGUAUUAUAUAUUUCUGACUGAAGUAAUGCCUAAAGGAAACGUUAGCUUUGUGCAUUUAAUUGUGCUCACCAGUGGUUUGGUGUUAACGCUGGUAUGUUUGGCACUAGUCAAGAAAGAUCCAGGCUACCUCCGAACUGACAACAGAACCACUCAAAUUAAAGAUGCUGAGACAAAUUACACUUCAUACAGUUUGAAUGGUACACACCAAGUUCAGCAGAAGGAUUGGGAUAUUCCUACAAAAUUGCAUCCAUCUGGCCAUAAUGGCAAGCUGCAGUUAGGACACCAUGAAUUGAACAAGAACUGGUGUGCGGUAUGCAAGAUUAUAAGACCACCUCGUUCAGGACAUUGUCGAAUCUGUGCAUCCUGUGUGCAAAGGCUGGACCAUCAUUGUGUUUGGAUUAACAGCUGUGUAGGUGAAUCCAAUCACCGUGCAUUUAUUCUGACCCUCUUUGUUUUCCUCCUCACCUCGAUAUAUGGAAUCAGUUUGACUUUGGACACUAUAUGCAGAGGGCGAAGCCUUUUCACAGCUUUAUUCUAUUGUCCUGGAGUUUACCGUGAGUACAGUACGGCAUUGUCAUUCACCUGUGUCUGGUACUGCACAAUAGUCACUGCAGGGAUGAGCUACCUCUUCCUCAUCCAGCUCAUCAAUAUCAGCUACAACAUCACAGAAAGAGAAAUACGCUUUGCUUUGAGAGACAAAACUGGACAAAAGUACCUCUGUGGACUAAUCAUAAAAACAGAUGAGUACAAUCGAGGGCUCAUUAAUAACUGGAAAGAAUUCCUCAAACUUCAACCUAAUCCUGCGAAGAUAGCCAUUGAAGAUUUGGUGUAACGCUUCUCGUUUGAUUUUAUUCAAGGACUUGUCUUUGUACUCGACUUGCGUCUGCUGAUCACAAUGUGUCAAACAACUCAUAACUAGU